This is a messenger RNA of Diaporthe amygdali, 741 nucleotides long. Its product is annotated as 37s ribosomal protein s18. The coding region runs from base 1 to 741 and encodes 246 amino acids. NCBI's taxonomy places the organism in Eukaryota, Fungi, Ascomycota, Sordariomycetes, Diaporthales, Diaporthaceae. Gene Ontology annotation, cellular component: ribosome; mitochondrial small ribosomal subunit. The record is from RefSeq and is a predicted model, not a curated record. The transcript has 3 exons. Gene Ontology annotation, biological process: mitochondrial translation. Gene Ontology annotation, molecular function: small ribosomal subunit rRNA binding; structural constituent of ribosome.
AUGCCGCCACGGCUCUCAUUACAGCCGCUUUCGCGGCACCUGAAGCCUCUUGGCCUCCAAACAAAUGCCGCGUUCUCUUCAACGGCCAGAAAUGGAGUCCUGAAACUCACCGAAGCGGACGCGUCCAGGAAGCUCUUACACUUUGACGAAAACCAAGAACCCAACAGUCCUUCCGGCCCUAGGGGUCGCAAUGCGUUCAACAGGUCGUCGCCCGACCAACCCAAUUCGGCGACGCCGCAUGACGCCCUCAGCAGCCUGAUGAGUUCGACGCGCGCGUACGACAGGCUCACGAUAAGGAGCGACAACACUGCACAGAGGGCAAAGGACAAUACCUACCGCGAGAGCCUAGCGCGGCAGGCGACGCGGAACUGGAAGCCCGGCGACAUCUACGCGCCGCACGACCUGUCCCCGCAAGAGAUGGUUAAGUGGAAACAGCCCAAGCAGCCGUCCAAGGACAUCAUCGAUAUGCUCGGGUUGAAUCCUCUGGAUCAUUAUAGGAACUUUUCGAUCAUGGCCGAAUUCAUGACAACAAUGGGCCGCAUCAAGCACUCGAGGGAGACCGGACUACGACCGGUCAAUCAAAGGAAGAUGGCCAAGGCCAUCAGGAGAUCGAUUGGGAUGGGACUCCACCCUAGCACUCAUCACCACCCCAUGAUCCUCUUCCACCAGAAAACAAAUGCCCCAAGAUACCAGAACACCAAGAUACCUGACCCUGACAGGCAAAAGUUCAAGCCGAAAUAG